Messenger RNA from Nycticebus coucang (slow loris), 1040 nucleotides. RefSeq names its product leucine-rich repeat-containing protein 37A-like. Bases 110 to 898 code for a protein of 262 amino acids. The record is from RefSeq and is a predicted model, not a curated record. NCBI's taxonomy places the organism in Eukaryota, Metazoa, Chordata, Mammalia, Primates, Lorisidae. The transcript has a single exon.
GAAUCCUUCCGCUAUAGAUUCCACUGGGACUGCGUUCUUAAUACCGACUGUUAAACAAAUCAGUGACACUCUGUGGGAAUACCACAACACGGGCACUGACUUACCCAACAUGGAAAAAAGCUUCACGUACCCAUUGCUCGCGUCCCCGGGUGAUCAAUUUGAAAUGCAGCUAAACCAGCAGCUCCGCUCCCUCAUCCCCAACAACGACGUGAGAAGGCUCAUUUCUCACGUUAUCCGGACUUUGAAAAUGGACUGCUCUGAGACCCAUGUGCAACUGGCCUGUGCCAAGCUCAUCUCUAGAACAGGUCUCCUGAUGAAGCUUCUCAGUGAGCAGCAAGAAGUAAAAGUCUGCAAGGCAGAAUGGGAUACGGAUCAGUGGAAGACUGAGAACUACAUCAACGAGAGCACAGAAGCCCAGGCUGAGCAGAAAGAGCAGGAGUCAAGUGAGCUCACUAAAGGAGUUCCAGGAUAUGGCUAUAGCAACAAACUCAUCUUGGCGAUAUCUGUGACUGUAAUAGUGAUGAUUUUGAUUAUAAUUUUCUGUCUUAUUGAGAUUUAUUCUCAUAGACGAGCAGCAAGGACAGAUGUAGAAUCAGGCACAACCCCAAGGAGGGGCUUUUUUGACUUUCUGCAUAGGAGAUGCUCAUCACAGAGUGAAAGCCAGGAGGGCUUUUUCUGGUUAAGGCGUCCACUUUGGCUGAGGGAUAUAUACAGACCUCUCAAUGCCACACGCAAGAAAAACAUGGCCCAGAAGCUUCACGACAAGGAGUCUUCUGAUGAGGAAGAGAUUUACAAGAAGGAUGCAGGGGAGCCCAUAUCAACAGCAACACCUGUGGAUUCGGCUGCUGAAGGUGGUGAGGAAAGUGAGACGGUGCCAGAGGGGGAGGACGAAGAGUGAUCCAGCCUGCCUAAGGCCCCCUGCAAACUGUAUUUUCUAAUGUUGGCAUCUCAGCAUUGCUUGUAAGAUACUUAUUUUUCACACACAAAAAAUGUAUACAAUCUAUUGUCAAUUCCAGCCAGCUGGUAAGAAACUUAAACCG